This is a messenger RNA of Labeo rohita (rohu), 1559 nucleotides long. RefSeq lists its product as uncharacterized. Gene Ontology annotation, molecular function: cysteine-type endopeptidase inhibitor activity. The transcript has 7 exons. The record is from RefSeq and is a predicted model, not a curated record. Gene Ontology annotation, cellular component: extracellular region. Gene Ontology annotation, biological process: negative regulation of endopeptidase activity. Bases 81 to 1232 code for a protein of 383 amino acids. Lineage: Eukaryota; Metazoa; Chordata; Actinopteri; Cypriniformes; Cyprinidae.
CAAAGUCACAUUCAUCUCCUUUCAUGAACAGAUGCUAGACUGCAUUUGAAAUAAAACUGGUUAUCUCUGAAGAAAGAAAGAUGUUGCCUCUGAUUUGGAUUUUUCUGACCGCAAACAUUUUGUGUGUCUCGGGGACAAGUUUAGUUCAUGUUCCCUGUGAUGACAAGACUGUGGAGAAGUUGUCCCGACUGGCCGUCACGUACAUAAAUGAGGACAGACAAACAGGUUACAAAUUUGCCCUGAACAGAAUCACAAACGUUCAGGCGCAUCAACAGGGUCCAGCUGGAAAGGUCUAUUAUCUUGAUUUGGAUGUCCUUGAGACCAAGUGCCAUGUCCUCAGUCCCAAAUCAUGGAAGAAAUGUACUAUAAGACCCUUCAUGGAAACACAAAUCUCUGGAAACUGUAACACCACUGUGCUUCACACACCAGAGGGUUUCUCUUACCUCUACAGCUAUGACUGCACACUCGUACCAGACCCUCCAGAGAAGUUACGCAUGACAUGUCCAGACUGUCCUCUGCUGCUGCCGGUUGACAGUAAUGAAGCCAUGGCCGCAGCUCGGACGUCCCUACUUAAAUACAACAGGCAGAGCACACUUCCUCUUAGCCUGACUGUGAACACCAUCACCAGAGCCUCACAUCAGAGCUCCCCUUUCCCCGCUAGUUUUGUGGAGUACACCGUUCAGGAAUGCUCAGUCGCUUCAUUCCCUGAGGUCCUGUGUGAGCCAGGACAAGAAGGUAAAGAGCCUGUCGGGUUCUGUGUCGGGGAGGUUCUUGGCCACGGCCAGCAAGAUGUGAAGGUGUCCUGUGAAAUAUUUCGCCCACAGGUACAUGUUGUCAAUCCGACACAGCAAGGGGACAAGUUUUCCAAAAGUCCAAUCCAUAAUGCUCAUAUUCCUCAUAUCCAUAAGCCCUCAUUCCAAGAUGUUAAACCAGUAACACCUCAGUUAGCCGACCCCGUAUUUCAGGCCAUCCCUGCAGGACCAGACUCCACCGUUCCCACCUCUUCCAGUGAAUCCACCGAAUCUUCCGAGUCCGUCUCAUCCGAGGAAGCGGGUGGUUCUGUUCGUGCCGUCAAACCUCCGCUGAACUUCCGUUACGUGCCACGACGUCAGAGGAGGCAGAUACCCACAAGCACCGCACCUCCUCAUUCACCUGUGUUCCUGAGCGUCUUUCCCAGCGCCCCGUCUCCAUUCCGCUCCUGUCCGGGAGUCUCUCGCUACACCACCGUCUAGAGAGCCUUUAGUCAUCAAGCACAAAAUUUACAAUUUAAGUCAAAGAAAUAUUUUAAAAAAGGUGUGUAAUUUAUAAAGUACAGGUCAAAUGUGAUACUUAACAGUUUUCUUACAAAGCCUUGUCAAAACCAGCAAAGUAAUAUUUAAUUCUACUUUCUAUGAAACUUAUUAAAAAGUUCUUCAAACCUCUGAUAAUGUCACUUGUUGCAAAUAUCAAUUAUGUACCUGUACAAAAAACAAACUUUUGCAGGAAAUGGUGUCUUAAAUUUGCAGGAAAUGGUGACAUUUAUGCACCAUGAGAACCUUUUAAAUAAACCAUUCAUUUUA